CUCGCAUUUUGAGGCGCUUUGUUCAUAAUGCAAGGCUGGGACUUUGUUCAAAUUCGACGUUCAGCGACUCGGUACGCGGGACUGUGGCUCCUCUCUCCUCCGAGCCUGCUGUGGCUAUGAAUUGGCGCGAACCCCGUUAGUGCACCGUGGUUGGAGCGAGCUACUUAAAAAGCGGAAUAUUCGGUCAGGCUCUAACUAACAUUUGGCUCAUUCUUCGACUAAAUUCACUCUAUUUAUCUCCAUAUGGCUUCGGAAGACGGGCCAGGGCCUUCUAUCGCACCAGAGAGCUCAAAGGGGAAAGGUAAAGCUGAGUGGAUGGAGUUACCCGACGGCAUUUCACAAGGUGGCAGCUCGUCUACUCCCGGACUCAGUGUUGUGGAAGUGUGGAAUCAGCAGAAUCUGCUAAGUCUAGAUGGUGGUGGGAUCCGUGGCUAUUGGACUCUUCUUGUGCUGAAGAGGCUCAUGGACUGUAUUGCUCAUGAGGAACAACAACAGACGGAAGGUGAUUCCGAUGAAUAUCAUAGCUUUCAUCCUUGCCCCUUCCCAGAACACGUUACUGGUCCUUUAUCAAGCAAAGAAAGUGACGCACUCAACAGACCAGGUGCAGAGCAUAGGCGUCGGACUCAUGCGCUUCGCACGAGUCGGAAGUUUCUACCUUGCCAUUAUUUUGACUACAUCUGCGGAUCAAGCACUGGCGGACUCAUUGCGAUUAUGCUCGGUAGAUUUCGAAUGACUGUCCAGGACUGCUUAUAUGAGUACAAGGAAAUGGGCAACAAGAUUUUCGGCAAGCCACGUCUAGUGUCGCAACCUAAUACUGGGAUUAUAUCGCGGCCAAAAUAUAGUGCCUCAGCCCUGGAAGAGGUAUUCAAAGAUGUGACGGCAAGGCGUUGCGAGCACGUCGACCAACGGAUCAAGGAAGUGACGUUUCCUUCAAUGCCAGGGCUCUGCAACACAUUCGUCACCACCAAGAAAAGGGAACGACGCAAAGGUUCCAAAGGUUCCGAAGAGAAGAAGUAUCUAAUUCGAUCGUACGACCAUGAAAAAUCUGAUCCGCAUAUUUUUCAACGCAACCGUACUACUACCCUGUCCACAAAAGCCGCAAAAACAAAUUUCGGGCCUGCCGAUCCGUUAGAGAUUUGGGAGGUUGCUCGAGCAGCUACAGCUGCCCCAAUGUACUUUGAAGAAAUUAAGUUCAAACGCAGGACAUCCACUGGCUCCACCAAAAUCUUUUUCACAGAUGGAGGCUUUGGUCACACCAACAAUCCUACCCAAGAAGGUCUUUCGGAAAUUAAGUCACUUCACGGAGAGAGUAACAUUGGCGUCGUCGUGAGCGUUGGGACCGCGAGAGCCAAAGAGGACCCUGGAGGACGAUCAAUUCGUAAAAGAAUCCGAAAACUUGCGAACACGGCAACAGAUCCGGGAAUUGUUGAAGGGUACAUCGACGACGCUAGAUUGGAUCAUUCCUUUCGGCUUAACGAUGAAAAAGGGAUAAACAUCGAUCUUGACGAAUGGAAACCCAACGGUGCUUUUACCUCGCGACCCGGUCAUAAAACCCUUGCGGAUAUGAAGCAUGCAUUCAACAAAUGGUGUCAAAAGUCUGAAAAUUCCGAAGCCUUCACGAGAUGUGCAAAGGAGCUGGUACGGCGGAGACGAAUACGUAUGGAGGAUUCUUCCCGAUGGGAACGUUAUGCCACUGGUGCAAGGUUUGUCUGUGGCUACAGUGCAUGCGGAAACACUCCACACUACGACAGGGAAGCUUUCAGGAGACAUCUGUGGACCGAGCAUCCGGAAUCAAGGGAGGAUAUCGACGUGGUGAUUCGACGGAUGACAAAGACAUGGAAAUACCAGAUAAGGCCCCCGCCCUGA
Molecule: messenger RNA, 1866 nt
Organism: Lindgomyces ingoldianus
Lineage: Eukaryota; Fungi; Ascomycota; Dothideomycetes; Pleosporales; Lindgomycetaceae
Product: FabD/lysophospholipase-like protein
Exons: 4
Coding region: 244-1866 (540 amino acids)
Biological process (GO): arachidonate metabolic process
Cellular component (GO): membrane
Source: RefSeq, a predicted model, not a curated record